Adineta steineri is the source of this 732-nucleotide messenger RNA. The record is from the annotation of a GenBank genome assembly. NCBI's taxonomy places the organism in Eukaryota, Metazoa, Rotifera, Eurotatoria, Adinetida, Adinetidae.
AUGGCUGAAAUAAACUCUAUUACUACGGAUAAUUUCUCAACUGGUAUAACACGAUUUGUAUGUAUUAGUGAUAAUCAUGAUAAUUACGAUUUUACUCUUCCCGAUGGUGAUCUAUUACUACAUUCAGGUGAUUUUACUCGUAAUGGAACCGAAGGUGAAAUCGAAACAUUUGUAAAUUGGUUAAAAAAUUUGACUCAAUUUCGUUUAAAAAUAGUUAUCGUUGGUAAUCAUGAAUCUAAACGAUUUUAUACAAGAAAACGAUAUAAAAAACUACCAGUCGCUAUUGAUGAAUUAAAAAAAGAUAAAUCAUUAGUUUCAAAAUAUGGUAUUGUCUAUCUUCAAGAUGAAGCGUUUCAAGAUCCAGUAACUGGCUGGAAGUUCUAUGGAAGCGGUUGGUUAUCUGAACAAUGUAAAGAUCCAGAUGAAAUUCGUCGCCAUUGGUCAGAAAUACCAAUCGAUACAGAUAUUGUUCUCACACAUGGUCCACCUUAUUCUAUUUUGGAUGUCACAUCCGGUACAGCUUAUAAUCUUGGUUGCAAAGAAUUACUGAAAUCAGUAACAACUAUAGUUAAACCAAAACUUCAUGUUUUUGGUCAUGUACAUCGAGCAUAUGGACAAUUAAAAAAUGAAGAUGAAUUCGGAAAAACAUUGUUUGUUAAUGCAUCCUUGUGUGAUAGUCACUUUCGAACAGCCCAUUUACCUAUUGUAGUUGAUUUAAAGAAAGAUGAAUAA